Messenger RNA from Anoplopoma fimbria (sablefish), 5402 nucleotides. It is a transcript of the gene hectd2, whose product is annotated as HECT domain containing 2. Gene Ontology annotation, biological process: protein polyubiquitination. Lineage: Eukaryota; Metazoa; Chordata; Actinopteri; Perciformes; Anoplopomatidae. The transcript is spliced from 22 exons. The record is from RefSeq and is a predicted model, not a curated record. Gene Ontology annotation, molecular function: ubiquitin protein ligase activity. The coding region runs from base 252 to 2540 and encodes 762 amino acids.
UUACGCGUCAGGCUGAGGAGCCCACCUGUCCGACGAAGGUAGACUUCACUCCGGUUCUUCAAGGAUGUGAAGCUCCCUGAUGUAUCUGAAAUAACGGGUCAGACGGGUAUCUCGGGGUCAGACUGGCUCUGGUGGAAACAUGUGUGGCCCUGUGAGGAGCAGAAACACACAGGCUGGAGAGGACUGAGGCUUUUUCAAAGGGGGGGAAAAAAAAACCCAACUUUUGUCCCUCUCUCUUCAACACCGAGAGGAUGGAUGGAGAACAUUCUGCGCUGUCAGGAGUGGAGAGGGAGAGAGAGAGGCUUCCACCGAUUUACAGCAGCCCCGCUCCUGCUGGUUUUGGGCGAGGCGCUAAGCAGCCGUUUCCGUCUCUGGGCACCUUCAUCUCCACACUGAGCCAGAGGAGGGACGCGGGGGCUCGGGGCUUUGCUGGCGGCAUGACGGGCACCCUGACCAGCACCCAGUGGCUCCGACAUGGGAGAGAGCUGCCUCCGAUCUGCAGCGAUGUCCGUCAGAAGCAGCGGCUCUCCAUUGACACUCUUCCCCCAGAGGUCAAAGCUCCGUUCCCCUCCGACCCCAUCAUCCCCCUGCGUACCAAGACCACCAAGGAGUUUCAGGAGGACAUGGAGCGUGCCGUCCAAUCGGGUGACUGGAGGGAGGUCCGAGAGUUUUACCUGACCACCUUCGACUCCUUCAUAGAAAUCAACGCUGCCUUCAAGCGAGAGGCGAAUGGAUCCUUUAACACCAUAGACGACUCGGGAGUCAACGCCAAGUUUGUCAACGCUGUUUACGACGCACUGCUCAGCACACCUCAGGACAUCCAGAAGUCAGUGUUGAAAGGGAUCAUCAACAGCCUGCUGAGGGAGUGGAAAGGGCCUCGGACAAAAGAUGACCUUCGAGCUUAUUUAAUUCUUGUCCAGAACCCCCAGUAUUCGAGCACCAGCACCUAUGUGAUCUACGCUCACCUGCUGAGGCAGAUCGCAGCUCUGUCCGAGGCCGACCAUCACUUCCUGGUUCAUUGGCUAAAAAAGCUGUCUGCGAGGCGUUUCAGGCAGCCGGUAGAGCGCCUCCUGCAGUUCAUCUCCACCCGACUGUUUCCUGCAGAACCAGACGAACUUCCUCCUCUGGCCAAGUGCUCCUGGUGGAUUCCCUCUGCUACCAAAGUGCUCGGCCUGUUCAAUGCAGCCAACAGUGUGUCCUCUACUCCCAUCAUGCCUUUCACCGACUUCUACAACAUCACUCUGGAGCACAUAGACUUCAUGGAGGAGUACAGGACCUGGCAAAACUACGGCAACUCAAAUAGGUUUUCCUUCUGCCAGUUCCCCUUCAUCCUUUCAACAGUGGUGAAGAAAGCCAUCAUCCAGAAAGACUCGGAGCAACAGAUGAUCAGUCAGGCCAGGCAAAGCCUGGUCAGUAAAGUUUCUCGCAGGCAGAGAGUGGACAUGAACCUUCUGUUCCUCAACAUUAAAGUACGACGAGCACAACUCCUCAGCGACUCACUGGAUGAGUUGACGAGGAAGCGGUGUGACCUGAAAAAGAAGCUGCGGGUGACGUUUGUCGGGGAGGCGGGGCUGGACAUGGGCGGCCUGACGAAGGAGUGGUUCCUGCUGCUGGUCCGACAGAUCUUCCACACAGACUACGGAAUGUUCACCUACAUGAAGGACUCGCGCUGCCAUUGGUUCAGCAGUUGGAAGUGUGACAACUAUUCUGAGUUCCAGUUGGUCGGGACUCUGAUGGGCUUAGCAGUUUACAACAGCAUCGCUCUGGACAUCCACUUCCCCCUCUACUGUUACAGGAAGCUCCUCACUCCGCCUACUGUACCAUGUGACCAAAACGCCCUUGUCGGCAUGGCGACUGCCACCCUGGACGACCUGCAGCAGAUCAUGCCGGAGCUGGCUCAUGGUUUGGGAGAGCUGCUGAGCUACGAGGGAAACGUAGAGGAGGACUUCUACCUCAUGUUCCAGGUUUUCCAGGAGGAAUUGGGCGUGGUUAAAUCCCACAACCUGAAGCCUGGAGGAGACAAAAUUCCCGUCACCAAGCAGAACAGGAAGGAGUAUGUCCAGCUCUACAUCGACUUCCUGCUAAAUAAAUCCAUCUAUAAACAGUUUGCUGCCUUCUACCACGGCUUCCACAGUGUGUGUGCCUCUGAUGCGCUCAUGUUGCUGCGUCCAGAGGAGGUGGAGAUGUUGGUGUGCGGGAGUCCAGAGCUCGACAUGAGCGCCCUGCAGAAAGCUGCUCAGUAUGAAGGCUACAGCAAGACCGAGACCACCGUACGGUGUUUCUGGGAUGUGGUGUUGGCCUUCCCUCUGGAGCUACAGAAGAAACUCCUCCACUUCGCCACAGGAAGUGACCGCGUUCCCGUGGGAGGAAUGGCCGACCUCAACUUCAAAAUCUCCAAGAUCGACGUCCCAACGGACUGGUUGCCGAUCUCCCACACCUGUUUUAAUCAGAUCUGUCUGCCUCCUUAUCGAACCAGGAAGGAGCUCAAGCACAAACUCACCAUCGCCAUCUCCAACGCUGAAGGCUUCGGCCUGGAGUGACCAGCCUGUACACACACACACACACACACACACACACACACACACACACACACACACACACACACACACUCACACUAACAAACACACAAAGACACGUAGACUAUUAGCGACAUUAGCUAUCCGUCACACCUACCACAACACACAUUAUGUGGUUGUGGAUGAGACUUUGGAGGACACUGGAUUGUCAACAAAUGAGUUCUGAUUUAAAAAAAAAUUGUAUUGACUGAAAUAGUGUUUGUAUUGUUAUUUUAGGGUCGGACUCAUCAGUUUGCCAACGUUGAGCUUUGUUUAUUUGCAGCAGAAUCGGUGGGAGCGUCUUCCUGCAACAGCUACAGAGAAACACUAGAAAUCCUUUUAUUUGCACAUGGACUGUGUUAGCUCAAAUUUAAGACAACCCUGAUUGAAGGCAAUGAUGUUUUUAAAUUUUAGACGUCAGCAAUGUCAUUUAAAAGAACAUAACCUUCAUUGUCAGCCUUCCAGAAACAUAAUUAGUCCAGUCAUAGUUACAGUUUCAUGAAUUAAGUUUUAAACAUUACUGGUCCCAUACCAUUUAAACAUAACCAUAUGCUCUAGAAACCUUGUGUCAACAAACAGUAAAUGUCUCUUGAAUUGUAAAAUGUUACUGAUAUGCUCAGGUUAUUAUUAUGUUACUAUUUUUUUAAACAUAUUUACAGGUAUCUAUCUUAAGGUCCAGAGUAAACUGAGAGAUCAUCUCCAUUAAGCCUGUUAAAUUAAAUUGAGAAGAAAAUCAGGCUUCAAAUGACAAAAUGCUCAAAUUACAUUGAUUCAAUUAUUGUGAGGUAAAGAAUUAAAAGAGAGGGAAGUAUUUUUAUGAGACAAAAAAAAUAUGAUGGUCACUCAGAUUUGAGAUGUAUGGAUUUAAUAUUUCCUGUUUUGUGUUGAUUCUGACUUAACCGCUUUGGUGACUUUUCAAAUAUAUUUUUAUGAAGGCAUAGGAAAUAUGUUUUAUAUCAUUUAGCUUUGUUUGCAGCACACUGUUGGUAUUUAAAGCUUUGCUGGGAGAACAAUGCUAUCGUUUUUCAUGAGAUAUAGAUUGUCUUGUGAAGUUUUGUUAUUGUUGUUAUUGUUGACAUUGCUGCCUGUUUUAUUGAACAAAAGGUCGCAGCAGAAAUAUUUUAAUUAUGUUUUAAAUGUUGUAACAUUAUGAUACAGUUGAACCAGAACUGUUGAUUGACAACUCUGUGUUUGUUUUCGGUUCUCUCAUAUUGUUUUGUUGUACAAUGGCUGCCAUCGGGCUGAGAGAUGACCAGCAACCUGCGGCCAGAAGCUGGUAGAUGUUGACUGUUAGUCGAGUAUCGUACAGAGGAUGAAGUAGGAUGGGGGAAAAAAGCCAUCUUCUGUGUGUCCUGUUCUGUUAUUAGCAUGUACUGUAUCUGAAUAGUCACAAUGGUAAUUUGAGUAUUGAGAUGUUUCAGUGAUCAUGACAUCAUGACAUCAUCAGUCCUGCGAAGCAACUUCAGUUAAGCACCUUGUUCUGGUGUUCAGUGUUCUGAACCAGACCAGGUUUCUUGUUUACAUGACAUUUAAAAAAAUAAGCUGAUCGGAGUGCAUGGAAUCAAGUUUAAUCUGAAUCAGCUUCAGUUGCUUGCACAGCAUUGGACGUCAUCAAUUUUGGUAGAAUCCUUAAGUAAAGCAGUGAGGAUUUGCUUCUAUUGGAUAAUUUGUGGUAGACAAAAUGCAUUGAAGAUCCGGAGACUCUCUGCCUCAAGUUGAGCUUUCUUUAGCUUUUUUGGCGUUCAUGCCUCUUGUCUGGAGCUGAGCAGUGCUGGUUUUAAACACUCAGCACUGUCCUAUGUAGGGUUACCAUGGCAAGAUGUCUAAAGACCUAAUGACUAAAUGGCCAAAGAAGUGACUAAAGAACCAAGAAGUUACCAAGCAACAGUCAAGCAGCUCACAUGGGUCUGAUAUGGGUCACUCUUUGGUCUCCUUAUACAACAAUGGAUCCUUUCUGUUAAGUCAAUUGCAACAGCAGGAGCCAGAAGCAGCUCUUCUCCAAGCAUCUGUUUGAGAAGGACCACAUGCCACAUUCACACCACGACGGACUUAUUGUAAAAAAACGAGCAGCUGACUGGAAGAAAAUGUCAGAAUCCUGUGCUGAAUACGAAAGGACAAAUCUUUUGGCCUCGAAAUGAUAGAUGGUGCUAGAAGAUGUUAAUCUGACCCAGGUCUGUUGUUUGUAAAUGGGACCAAGCUGUGUCAGGUUAUACAGUGGGAUGGCAGUUUGAAAAUAGUUCAAACUGAUUCAAAGAAUUUGUUGAGAUGUAAUUAUUUUCCCCUUGUCAGAUGUAUGAAAGCACGUAAAUGUAGAGAAAGGUCAUGUAUUUCUGAUGUUUUUUGUUAUUAUUAUUAUUAUUAUUAUUAUUAUUAUUUAACAAAUAUAAACCUUCAGGUUUAUCAGUAUCUGUUCAAUGUUGUGUACACUUCGUUCUGUUAGGAUUUACCACGAGUCACAGCAGUUUGUAAUGCCUUUCUCCUUAGUGAAUGAGUGUACUGUACAUGCUGUGCUUCUCUGUUGCCCAGGUCUUAUAUCAUGUCUGUAUGCAGUGCUGCAUUUCCAGAAGUUUGUACAGUAAAAGUGAACGAGGGGUCAUCGCUCUGUACGAAAACAUUUGCUGACUAUGCUUGUUUUUUUAGGGACACCUCCCUUUGAAUUCAUGCACAUCCUCACAUCCACACAGGGAGGUGCUCAGAACAACCAGUCCGCUGUUUGUCACUGGGCUGUUGAAUGGUACUGGUUCAGACUGAAGUGGGAACAGGUUAUAUACAUAGUGCAUCCACUUGUUUUUUUUUUUUUUUUUUCAAUUCAUUUCCCCUCAUUAACUGAAACAGGAUUUUAGAAUA